Molecule: messenger RNA, 621 nt
Organism: Trichechus manatus latirostris (Florida manatee)
Lineage: Eukaryota; Metazoa; Chordata; Mammalia; Sirenia; Trichechidae
Gene: LDLRAD1
Product: low density lipoprotein receptor class A domain containing 1
Exons: 6
Coding region: 1-621 (206 amino acids)
Cellular component (GO): plasma membrane
Molecular function (GO): protein binding
Source: RefSeq, a predicted model, not a curated record
AUGAACAAGAUCUUCCCCCAGGGAGCUGUCAAUGGCAACGUUGCUACUGAAAUCAAAUCUCUCCCUGGAGGGAAAGCAGGCUGCGGCUCCCUCUGCUGCUCGCGCCGCGGGCCCUGCCUCUCGGCCUCCGUACUGCUCCUGCUGGCAACUCUUGCGGCCCUCAUCACCCUAGUGGCCAUCUAUGGACUCCCACUAGACACACCAGGGGCCCAGGCCUGUGUGACACCUGCUAACAGGACGGGCUUCCUAUGCCAUGACCAGAGGACCUGCAUCCCGGCCAGUGGGGUCUGUGACAGCUUCCGCACCUGUGCCCAUGGUGAGGACGAGGAUGAGGGCCUGUGCCGAGAUGUGCCCCAGAGCCUCCCCAGUUUCCUUGUGGCCCACUGUGGAGACCCUACCUUCUGGAUUUACUCAGACCAAAGGUGUGACGGGAUCAACAGUUGCGGGGACUGUUCGGAUGAACUGAGCCCAGUGACCAUGUGCCCAUCCUGUGGUCCCGGGUGGUGGCGCUGCACCCCAACUGUCUUCAAGUAUUGCGACUGCAUCCCAAGGAGUCUCUGCCGAGACCACGUGCAGCACUGCUCCGACUGGUCCGAUGAGUAUUCCUGCCCUGGACCCUGA